Messenger RNA from Culicoides brevitarsis, 979 nucleotides. It is a transcript of the gene Irbp18, whose product is annotated as CCAAT/enhancer-binding protein gamma. The record is from RefSeq and is a predicted model, not a curated record. Gene Ontology annotation, molecular function: RNA polymerase II cis-regulatory region sequence-specific DNA binding; DNA-binding transcription factor activity, RNA polymerase II-specific. The transcript has 2 exons. The coding region runs from base 404 to 667 and encodes 87 amino acids. Gene Ontology annotation, biological process: DNA-templated transcription; regulation of transcription by RNA polymerase II. NCBI's taxonomy places the organism in Eukaryota, Metazoa, Arthropoda, Insecta, Diptera, Ceratopogonidae.
CUUACAAAAGAUGAUGAAAUACUUCCGAAAAGUUUGAUAAGCAGCCGUUGUACGUGCUUCGUGCAUGUAAAUUGUUUGUAAACAGUGCGUUCAAGAAUAUUCAAACGCGUUCUACACGACUUUUACUUUUUCGGUUCGUUUCUCGUCCGUUGCUCAGACAACAUUUGAUCGCCGAUCGGUACGCACACAAAAAUAUUUUAUUUAUUUACGAGUCGUUCAUAAACAAGGCGCAAUUUCUUCAAUUUCGUGACGUGAUUUGUUGUUGUCAUCAGUUACAAAAUAUUUUUUUGAUCAUUUAUUUUUGCGCUGUUUACACCGAAGGAUCGAAUUUUUGCUCGGUUCUUAAUUUUUUUAUAGUACAAAUUUUUUUUCUUACAACUUUUGACCAAAAAUUUUAAAAAAAAUGACGUGUCUCGCAGUGAAACGCAGUCGGGUCAAGUCCAAGCAAAAGACGGAAGAAACAAUCGCCCGUGUCGACCAGUUAAAGAGCAAAAACAAAAAAUUAGAAGGAAAAAUUGAGGCUUUGAAUAAGCAACUGGCAUUCCUCAAAAGUCUCUUCUUGGAACAAGCGAUGGCCAAAAAGGACAACAUCGACAUGGAAAAACUAAAGGAAAUGCUGGCGGAUAUCGAUUCCGACGACGAAGAUGCCGAAAUGGAAAAAGCCUAAAUUUUUUAAGUUACUUUAAGUUGACAAGUAUUUUAAAGCGUGAAUGGAUGAGCAAAUGAGGCGCAGGUGUUUCAACAUUGCCGCGAAGAGUUAAACAUGAAACGCUGAUUAAUUAUUGCAUCAUAUUACGAACUCUCAGUAAUUACCUGAUGAAUUUGUCAGAAUAGUAAAUAUAUUAUGUGUACCUCGUACAUGACACAUGGCGUGACGUGAUUGUAACCUUGAUGGAUGUUAAUUGUGGAAAUUUUUAAAAAAUAUUUUUUUUUUGUUAGAAUUAUUGAAAAAAUCCUUAAUAAAAUAAUUUAAAAUGAA